Cynara cardunculus var. scolymus (artichoke) is the source of this 1787-nucleotide messenger RNA. RefSeq names its product alanine--glyoxylate aminotransferase 2 homolog 1, mitochondrial. The transcript has 9 exons. Gene Ontology annotation, cellular component: mitochondrion. Gene Ontology annotation, biological process: glyoxylate catabolic process. Gene Ontology annotation, molecular function: L-alanine:glyoxylate transaminase activity; pyridoxal phosphate binding. The record is from RefSeq and is a predicted model, not a curated record. Lineage: Eukaryota; Viridiplantae; Streptophyta; Magnoliopsida; Asterales; Asteraceae. Bases 118 to 1551 code for a protein of 477 amino acids.
UUUGUACCCUUUGUCUUCUCAUUAUCUUCCUUUGACAACUUCCUCAAAUUCGUCAUUUUUGCUGCUACUGUAAACAACCCGUGUGCUCUGUUUUUUGUCAAUUGCUGAAAACAAGCAAUGGGGUUGCAGAAAAACCUCUUGAACAAGAAAACCCUCAAUAAUGUUGUAAAAACUAUUUGGGUUUCUGAUAAGUUUAAUCCGUCUUCCCUCCGCCGGUUUUCGUCGUUGCAGCAGCCGGAGAUUCCACCUUUUGAUUAUCAACCAGUUCCAUACAAAGGCCCAUUAGCCGAUGAAGUCUUUGAAAAGCGAAAGAAGUAUCUUGGCCCGUCUCUCUUCCAUUACUACCAGAAGCCACUUAAUAUAGUAGAAGGGAAGAUGCAAUAUUUGUUUGAUGAAAAUGGGAAGCGUUAUCUGGAUGCAUUUGCGGGGAUAGUUACAGUUUCCUGUGGUCAUUGCCAUCCUGAGAUUUUGAGUGCUAUUGAGGAGCAAAACAAGCUUCUUCAGCAUGCUACAACUAUAUACUUGCACCACGCAAUUGGUGAUUUUGCAGAGGGACUAGCAGCAAAGAUGCCUGGAAAUUUAAAGGUUGUGUAUUUUGUAAAUUCUGGGACGGAAGCAAAUGAACUGGCAAUGCUCAUGGCACGGCUAUACAGUGGUAACCUUGGGAUGAUUGCCUUGCGAAAUGCAUACCAUGGUGGAAGUGCUGGUACAAUUGGAUUGACAGCUUUGAACACAUGGAAAUACCCGAUACCACAGGGUGAAAUUCAUCAUGUCGUAAAUCCAAACCCCUACCGUGGGGUCUUUGGCUCGGACGCUAGUCGCUAUGCUCAAGAUGUACAAGAUCACAUUGAUCAUGGUACUUCAGGAAGCGUUGCUGGUUUUAUUUCUGAAACGAUUCAGGGAGUUGGGGGAGCAGUUGAAUUGGCCCCUGGCUAUUUGAAACCAGUUUAUGAAAUGGUACGUAAAGCUGGUGGUGUCUGCAUCGCUGAUGAAGUUCAAACAGGAUUUGGUCGCACAGGAAGCCAUUACUGGGGUUUUCAAACACAGGAUGUAAUUCCUGACAUCGUCACCAUGGCAAAGGGAAUCGGAAAUGGUUUACCCUUAGGAGCAGUGGUUACUACCCCCGAAAUAGCACAAGUAAUGGCUCAGAAAAUACAAUUCAACACCUUUGGAGGGAACCCCGUAUGCUCUGCCGGUGGACUUGCCGUGCUCAGAGUUCUCGAUAAGGAAAACCGUCAAAAGCAUUGUUCGGAUGUCGGGUCCCAUUUGAUCGGACGAUUGAAAGAUCUUCAGCAGAAGUUUGACUUAAUCGGAGAUGUCCGAGGGAGGGGGUUGAUGGUCGGCAUUGAGCUCGUGACUGACCGGAAAGAGAAGACGCCAGCGAAGGCUGAAACUGCGGUUUUGUUUGAGAAACUAAGAGAGCUCGGAGUUCUGGUUGGCAAAGGUGGAUUACAUGGGAAUGUUUUCAGAAUAAAACCACCUAUGUGCUUCAACAAAGAUGAUGCAGAUUUCCUUGUUGACGCGUUGGAUUAUUCAAUAUCAAAGCUGUGAAAAUGUAUCGUAGGGAACUCGAUCUUUGCCAAGAAGCUCAAGCUCGAGUCAUGGGAUCGUCAUGUCGAACACUAGCUUAUUAAACAUCUAGUGAUGGUGAAUAUGACGAUAGCUGUUGAUAUCCCGGUUUAUAAGUUGUUGUUACACAUCGUAAUUUACUCCAGUCGGGCCCUUCAUGGCCGGGCCCGUUUGACAAACUGAAUAUUUUUCUUUAUCAUCAUUUCAUUUCUUUCAAC